GAAGGAAGGACGUGCUGCUGCUCGGCUUCGGGGCCUCCACGUGGCCGGCUGGGUACCCGAAUCGGAAGCCGGAGCAGGAGGCCCACGGGAGCGGAACGUCGGGGAGCAGUGCAGCGGCCCUUCGAGCGAGCAGCGGAUUGGAGCGGCUCGGUGGCCAGGGCCUCUGUAGCCCGGCCGCCUGUGCUUUGGAGGCGGCGGCGGGAACUGCCCACGAGGAACCAGCGGGGAUCACGACACAACCGGCGGACUCAGGACCGGGAGACGGCAGGGACGACAAUGAUGCAGCGCUUCCGGAAGCUGGCACCUGGAGCCGCCAAGGAGCCCGAGCAGGUGCCCGAAUGGUUGUGGAACCUUGGGAUGUAGAGGCGUUUAGGGCCAUCCAAGCCUCCAUAGCGCCCAGGACACGGGUUGCCUACGACAAAAGGGUCAGGGCCUUUCUGCAGUUUAGAGCUCAGGUAGGAUUGGUCCAUGUGUGGCCUGUGCCGCCGGAACAGCUGAUGCAGUACCUGGUGCACCUCCGUGCCCAGGGGCUGGCGGUGAGCACCAUGGCCGGCCAUUUGGCUGCGCUGGCUUUCUUUGGGAAAGCAAGGGGCCUCCCCGACCAUUCUGGGGACUUCAGGGUCCGGCGCAUGCUGGAGGGCUGGGCGAGGGAGACGCCCGUGCAACCUGACCGACGUAGGCCGGUCACCCCAGAGGCGCUGCAGCUGGCACUGCGGCAACUUGCCGGGGUUUGUGCGUCUCCUUAUGAGGAGGUCCUGUUCAGGGCGGCAGCCUUGGUUGCUUUCUUCGGGGCCUUUAGGGUUGGAGAGAUGUUCCCCAGGAGCAGGCGCAGCCCCACGAGUAGGGUACUUCAAUUCAGUGACCUCACCGUGGGUGCUUCCCGGGUGGUACUGCACCUUAGGUUUUCAAAAACAGAUCAGAGAGGCAAGGGGCAGAGUGUCGCGCUGCAUGCCGCUGGCGACCCAGGCUUGUGCCCAGUCCGUGCACUGGAGGACUACACGGAGGCCAGGGGUUCAGCUAUGGGGUGCCUCUUUAUCCACGCUAAUGGGCGCCACGUGACCCAAUUCCAGUUUUGGGCGGUGAUGAGGAGAGCCUUUGUGGCGGCGGGGGUGCCUACCCAGGAUCUGGCCCCCCACUCCUUUCGGAUUGGGGCGGCUUCCAUGGCUGCUCGGAUGGGUUAUUCGGGCCCGGAAAUCCGGCGGCUGGGCAGGUGGCGGUCAGCGGCUUACCGCCGAUACGUGCGGUAGAUGGGCGCAUAAAUUCUGCCCCACCCCACCCCCACCCACGAACCAUUUAUUUGUGCCGCUCCUAAUGCUUUCUCCUCUUGCGCAGGGCCUCAGUCAGCUGGGCCGAGGGCGGCCGGGCAGCGCGCAAGAGUCCUCAUACUGGGCCAUUCCUUCAUUUUCUGGGCACGCAAGUGGGCGCAGAGCGCCGACCCUGGAACCCAGCUGGGUUUGGGGCGUUGGGCCACUGUGGAGUGGCUUGGCCGGCGGGGCAUGCGGAGGGCCCAGUUCCUGCCGAUGCUGCACGAGUUCCUGGAAGGGAAUCCUGUCCCGGAUGUCCUGCUGCUGCAUUUUGGAGGCAACGACCUGGUGGACCAGUCUGGCAUUUCGCUCUCAAGACAGAUUGCCCAGGACCUGGUGGUCGCCCUCUCCUGGUGCCCAGGGCUGGUGGUCAUCUGGUCUGACAUCACUCAGCGGCGAGUCUGGAGGGGGGCGGUGAAGCAGAACAAGGUAGAUAGGGCUAGGCGCGGGGUGAACGCGGCCAUGGCGCGCUUCAUCACCUCAAAGGGGGGUGGGUGCAUCCCACACAACGACAUCGCGUUCUCGCUCCCCCAGUUAUUCAGGGGUGAUGGGGUGCACUUGUCCCCCCUUGGUAUGAGGUAUUUCUUAGACGAUCUGCGGCUGGGGUUGGCAACAGUGCUGUUAGGCCUGUGGGGUGGCGGGGCGUCAAGCUAGGCUGACGCCCGCUGUGGCGGGCACAGUGCGGAGGUGAGCGGCUGAUGCGGUGCGGCACCUUAGGUAAGCUUUAGCUGUAAGGUGGAGGGGCAGAUCCCUUGAGGCUUUACAGAUCAGGGAUGCUGCCUUGCUCCCACCUCCCUGCAACCGACACCCUUCCGUAUGGCUUUACAGCGUCGGACAGGUGAUGUAAAUUGCAGGGUCCUGACCUUAGGUCGGCAACGAAGGGCGCCCCCUUCUGGAAGGUGGGCCGCCUGGAGCCGAGGUGUCUGUGCCAUGAGAUUCUAGGGCGGGGGUGGCCACGUGGUGGCCCCCCCCAUCCGAGCCCGCACUGUUGCUGCUCUGAAUGCCAACCCCAGCUGCCGUGCCUGUGCAGGCACUGUCUUAAAACCUUGUACCCCUAAUAAAGUGACCAGUUCCUCCAUAAUACUUCUGUGUCCGUGUCUCCUUGGGUCUGGGUGCAAGCCAGCCGAUCGCAGCUGCUCUAGGCUGCGCGGCUUGUUUGCCCUCAGCCCCACCCCCUGGAGCACGUGGCACUGGGAGCUAGCUCCCAUUGGCCCGGCUCCGUCUCGGAGGCGGGGCUAGCAGCAGUGAACCGGCAGCAGGCCUGUGCCAGCUCAGUCCUUCCCUGACCGAGCACCCUCCCUCCCUCCCUCUGGCAUAGGUUGGGCUUUGCUGGUCGCCGUUUGGGGCCGGGCAGGAAUUUUUUGGGUAUACGCUUGAUUGGCCUUAGCGUGCACCUUUUUUCGCCUGCCUCAACCUAUACCAGUUAGUAGCAAGGUUGCUUAGCGGGAUUGAUUAGUUAGCCAGGGAAUAGCUUGUGGUCACUUUUACCAUGGGGUUGGCGGGCACAGUGCGGAGGUGAGCGGCUGAUGCGGUGCGGCACCUUAGGUAAGCUUUAGCUGUAAGGUGGAGGGGCAGAUCCCUUGAGGCUUUACAGAUCAGGGAUGCUGCCUUGCUCCCACCUCCCUGCAACCGACACCCUUCCGUAUGGCUUUACAGCGUCGGACAGGUGAUGUAAAUUGCAGGGUCCUGACCUUAGGUCGGCAACGAAGGGCGCCCCCUUCUGGAAGGUGGGCCGCCUGGAGCCGAGGUGUCUGUGCCAUGAGAUUCUAGGGUGGGGGUGGCCACGUGGUGGCCCCCCCCCAUCCGAGCCCGCACUGUUGCUGCUCUGAAUGCCAACCCCAGCUGCCGUGCCUGUGCAGGCACUGUCUUAAAACCUUGUACCCCUAAUAAAGUGACCAGUUCCUCCAUAAUACUUCUGUGUCCGUGUCUCC
Molecule: messenger RNA, 3235 nt
Organism: Hemicordylus capensis (graceful crag lizard)
Lineage: Eukaryota; Metazoa; Chordata; Lepidosauria; Squamata; Cordylidae
Exons: 3
Coding region: 339-1247 (302 amino acids)
Biological process (GO): DNA recombination; DNA integration
Molecular function (GO): DNA binding
Source: RefSeq, a predicted model, not a curated record